Messenger RNA from Metarhizium brunneum ARSEF 3297, 810 nucleotides. The record is from RefSeq and is a predicted model, not a curated record. NCBI's taxonomy places the organism in Eukaryota, Fungi, Ascomycota, Sordariomycetes, Hypocreales, Clavicipitaceae.
AUGUCCAGACGACCGCAGCUCUUCACCCAUGGCCUGUCUGGCUUGUCGCAAGCCACCUCGGCCAAUGACGCUCAGUCUCCCGCUGAACAGCGCGAUAGUGCCAAGAAGAACUUCUUGAAGACAAUGCGGGACCUGCCCACCCAUCAUGUCUGGAAGGUGUACUUUGCUAGGCAACACGACACAGCUAACAAGCCCUCUCUCCUCAGGCCACCCCAAGACGAGUCCGGCCAUGGCGAAUACAACGUCCAGCUUGAGCAGCUCGGCUCCCAGAUCGAAAGCGUCCAGGCGUUUUGGCGAUACAACAAUAAUAUGCCUGUGGAUAAGCUAAAGAUGCGCGAGUCCAUCUAUCUUUUCAAGGAGGGCUUCAAGCCCGUUUGGGAGGAUCGCCGAAACAUGCACGGUGGCAGCUGGACCUUCCGAGUCUCCAAGUCGAUUGGUCCCGAGUUCUGGAACCAGGUGCAGUUGUUGGCUAUUGGCGAGAAAUUGGAAGAAGCUUUAGACGAAAACGACCAACUAUGUGGUGUUGGUUUUUCUGCCCGCUUCAGCGCACAUCUCAUCACCAUCUGGCACCGCGAGUCAUCCAAGCAAAAAUCCGUAGAUGGCAUACUAGCCUGCAUCAAGGGCAAUCUGCCCCAGGAGCUUCUACCCAAGUCCGAAAACUACUUUUACAAACGACACCGCGACCACGCUGGAUUCAAGACGCCUUCAGGGGCGCAGGCCGUCCUCGAAUCGGGGCAACCUGCAGAGGAGUCAAUUGUCACAGAGGCCAAUCAGCCCGUAGUCAAAGUCGAUCCGCCCUCGGCGCAAUGA